Musa acuminata AAA Group (dessert banana) is the source of this 747-nucleotide messenger RNA. RefSeq names its product ankyrin repeat-containing protein At5g02620-like. The transcript is spliced from 3 exons. Gene Ontology annotation, molecular function: protein binding. The coding region runs from base 1 to 747 and encodes 248 amino acids. The record is from RefSeq and is a predicted model, not a curated record. NCBI's taxonomy places the organism in Eukaryota, Viridiplantae, Streptophyta, Magnoliopsida, Zingiberales, Musaceae. Gene Ontology annotation, cellular component: plasma membrane.
AUGGACCGCGAACUGUUCGAGGCAGCAACCUCAGGAGACGUAAAGUACGUGCAAGAUGCAAGCGGCCCUCUUGUUAGCAAGGUCACGGUCAACGGGAAUUCAGUGCUCCACAUCGCAGCAAAGCUCGGUCUCUUGGAGCUUGCAGAAGCUGUAUGCCGUAAGGAGUUCUCCCUCCUGAGAUAUAACAAAAAUGAACAUGAAGAUGCCACCAAAAGCACUCCUUUCCACUUUGCAGCGGCCCACGGUGAUACGAGGAUGGUACAGCUGCUACUUCGAUCCAAACCCUCCGCCGCUUACGUCCAGGAUGAAGAUGGAUUCUCAGCUAUCCAUGUUGCAGCAAGUGCAGGACAUCCGAAAAUAAUUCAAGAACUACUGAGGCACUGUCCUGAUUUCAUGGAACACAAGCAUAACAAAGGCCGGAACUUUCUACGCGUGACAAUCGAGAAGAAAAAGUUAGAGGUGGUAAAGUAUGUGCUAAAAUCCCCAUCACUCGGGGGACUUGUGAACGAACAAGAUGAUGAAGGAAACACACCCUUACAUUUAGCAGUCACCUCACGGAACGAGGACAUCAUUCGAUGUUUAUUGUCCAGUGGAAGUGCAGACGCUAACGUCACCAAUGACUUGGGAUAUACUCUUGUCGGCAUUGCUUCGUCCCGAUUUAUGUUGAAAACAAGUUCAAAUGCUCGUUUACAUAUUUCAGUUUCUUUUGAGGAAGCAUAUCUACUCCAUUUAUAUAGGUUAUACUAA